ACAGAAGAGAUACACGUGCGUGGCCUUAACAUAACAUCCUACACAGCGAUGCCUUCCUCCGUCUUUCCGCUGUGCGUCCUGGGACUGCUGGCGCUGUCCUCGGCGUGCUACAUCCAGAACUGUCCCCGCGGCGGGAAACGCGCUCUGGCGGACGGAGAGCUGCGACAGUGCAUGCCAUGCGGACCCGGGGACAGGGGUCGCUGCUUCGGCCCCAACAUCUGCUGCGGUCAGGAGUUCGGCUGCCUGCUGGGCUCCCCGGGCAUCGCUCAGUGUGUGGAGGAGAACUACCUGCUGACCCCCUGCCAGGCGGGAGGGAACCCCUGCGGCUCUAAAGGAGGACGGUGCGCUGCUUCGGGUCUCUGCUGUAACGCAGAGAGCUGUGCAGUGUCCUCUGAGUGUCUUGAGGAGCUGCAGCCAGCAGAGCCUCAUGGCUCAACGGGGAAUGGGAACUCGCCUGCGGAACUGCUGCUGCGCUUGCUGCACGUAGCCACCAGAGGGCAGACUGAGUACUAAUGAUGCGUCACCACCUCCUUUUACUCUAGCCUUGGUUUCACAGUUGCUACAAAGCCGUAGCACACCUGUUACACUGACUAACAACAGACCACAUACGACCUUAAGUGUUUUUGUGAAUACUGCCUUAUAGCCUACUGUUACUACAUCCAUUCAGAGCCCUCGCCUCUAGCACUGUGGUAUAUAGUUGUUUGAAUACCAAAUUGGGUUUAUUAGAUGUAAAAUAUAUAUGCCUAGUGUCAAACUCCAGGGAAUCAGGAAUCAAGAUGAGAUGUUAUUUAAUUCGUUCCUGAAUUAUAACUGUACAUAUAUAUGCACAUACUGUAAACUAUUUUUUUUGUUUUAUUUCUGAAGCUACUAAUAAAACGAAUGUA
Messenger RNA from Gadus chalcogrammus (walleye pollock), 884 nucleotides. Its product is annotated as vasotocin-neurophysin VT 1-like. Lineage: Eukaryota; Metazoa; Chordata; Actinopteri; Gadiformes; Gadidae. Gene Ontology annotation, molecular function: neurohypophyseal hormone activity. Gene Ontology annotation, cellular component: extracellular region; secretory granule. The record is from RefSeq and is a predicted model, not a curated record. The transcript has 3 exons. Bases 49 to 513 code for a protein of 154 amino acids.